AUGAGCCCCAGGAAAGUGGUCAUGCCCCCUCCUGUGUGGGGGCUGCUGGGCUGCUGUUUCCUCUGUGGCUGGGCUCUGGGGAGUCUCCAGCCCCUCCGCUCUCUGCCCCCACUGUCCUCCCAAGUCAAGCCAGGAUAUGCACCCAUGUGGGUGCCCCCAGAAGGUGCUGAAGCAGCCCUGGCUUUUCUCUACUCUGGAGAUGCCCAACAGCUCUUGGGGACUAAUUGCAGCGAGCGCUAUGAAGCCCGGGGGGCAGGAGCCAGUCCUGAGCUCCCCCCGGUCCUAGAGAGGGCAGCGGGCACCCUUGCCCAGGCUGCCAAUCUCCUCAACAUGCUGCUGCAAGCCAACGACAUCCGCGAGUCCAGUGUGGGAGAGGAUGUGGAGUGGUACCAGGCGCUGGUCCGCAGCGUGGCCGAGGGGGACCCACAGGCCUACCGGGCUUUGCUGACCUUUAACCCUCCACCAGGGGCCAGCCACCCGCAGCUGGCCCUACAGGCCACCCGAAGGGGGGAGGAGACCAUCCUUCAGGACUUGUCUGGGCACAGGGUGCUGGAAAAGAGCCUAACCAGGGCCCCGGACACUCCUGCCCUGCAGAAGCGGGUGCUCACCAAUGACCUAGGGAGCCUCGGAAGCCCCAGGUGGCCUCGGGGAGAUGGGUAUCUGGGGGACAUGAAGCAUGUGAGGCUGUCUCCUCCCUUCCUGGAAUGUCAGGGGGGCCAGUUUCGUCCAGGCUGGCUUAUCACACUGUCAGCCACCUUCUAUGGGCUCAAGCCAGACCUCAGCCCGGAGAUCAGGGGGCAGGUGCAGAUGGACAUAGAUCUUCAGAUGGUGGACAUCAAUCAGUGCGCCAGCGGCCCGGGAUGGUACUCUAACACGCACCUGUGUAACCUCAACAGCACCCAGUGCAUCCCUCUGGGGAGUCAGGGCUUUGUCCUUGGCCGCUACCUCUGCCGCUGCCAACCUGGCUUUUACGGCGCAAGCCUCUCUGCGGGGUUAGAGGAGAGUGCGACCCAGCCUACCGGGCAAUUUGGAUCCCCGCAAGGCAGCUCUGGGAGGCUGUUUCAUUGCCAGCCAUGUGCCGAGGGCUGCACCAGCUGCAUGGAUGCCACACCGUGCCUGGUGGAGGAGGCCCCGGCGCUGCGGGGAGCAGUGUUGGCCUGCCAGGCCUGCUGCAUGUUGGCUGUCUUCCUGAGCAUGCUGGUCUCCUACCGCUGCCGCCAGAGCAAGAGAAUCCGGGCAUCUGGAGUUGUCCUGCUGGAAACCAUCCUUUUUGGAUCUCUGCUGCUUUACUUCCCUGUCUUCAUCCUGUACUUCAAGCCCAGUGUAUUCCGCUGCAUCGCUCUCCGCUGGGUCCGGCUGCUAGGUUUUGCCGUUGUCUACGGCACCAUUAUACUCAAGCUUUACAGAGUGCUCCAGCUGUUUCUGUCUCGAAUGGCCCAGCGGGGCCCCUAUCUAAGCAGUGGGCAGCAGCUGCGGUGGCUGGCGCUGCUCCUGCUACUAGUACUGGGCUUCCUGGCUGUGUGGACAGUGAGGGUCCUGGAGCGAGGCAUCCUGUACACGCCCCUGGUGACCCGAGGCCACACGCCCAUGGGCCGCCACUUCUACCUCUGCCACCACGACCGCUGGGACUACAUAAUGGUUGUGGCCGAGAUGCUGCUCCUAUGCUGGGGCAGCUUCCUCUGCUACGCCACCCGAGCUGUGCCCUCAGCCUUCCAUGAGCCGCGCUACAUGGGCAUCGCCCUGCACAACGAGCUGCUGCUCUCUGCUGCCUUCCAUGCAGCCAGGUUUGUGCUGGUUCCCUCCCUGCACCCGGACUGGACCCUCCUCCUCUGCUUCUUCCACACUCACUGCACAGUCACCGCCACCCUGGCUCUGCUCUUCAUACCUAAGUUCCGGAAGCCAGGGGCUCCUUCUCGAGAGGAGAUGGUGGAAGAGGUGUAUGAAGACGAGCUGGGCCUGCAGCGCUCAGGCUCCUACUUCAACAGCAGCACUGCCUCAGCUUGGAGCGAGCGCAGCCUGGACCCUGGAGACAUUCGGGAUGAGUUGAAGAAGCUCUAUGCCCAGCUAGAGGUCCACAAGACCAAGGAAAUGGCUGCUAACAACCCCCACCUGCCCAAGAAGCGGGGCAACUUGCACCAGGGCCUGGGCCGCUCCUUCAUGAGGUAUCUGGCUGAGUUCCCCGAGGCCCUGGCCGGACAGCACUCCCGGGACUUGGGCUCCCCAGGCCGCAGCAGCCUGCCCGGCUCCUCCCGCCACAGGCUCCUCAGCUCCAGCCUCCAAAAACCGGAGAGGCCACAAGCCCUGCAUAAGUCCCGCAGCACCUACGACCACAACUACCACAGGGAGCAGGACUCACCUCUCCUUGACUCACUGCUGAGGAGGAAGCUGGCCAAAAGGGUCUCACGGGCAGAGAGCCAGGAGUUGGUGGAGGGGCCCCCUGCCCUGGGCUUUAGGUCAGCCAGCGCCCACAACCUAACAGUGGGAGAGAGGCUCCCCAGAGCCCGGCCAGCCUCCUUGCAGAAGUCGCUUAGUGUCAUGGCUGGCUCCAGGGAAAAGGCCCUGCUUGUGGCCAGCCAGGCCUAUCUGGAGGAGACCUAUCAGCAGGCAAAGGAGCGAGAGGAGAGAAAGAAGGCCGAGGCAGCCUUGGCGAGCCCAGCUCGGAGGCCAUCAGCUAGGAGGCUGGAGGGAGCUCGAGGAGCCCCUCUGUCAGCCCCACCUUCCCCUGCCAAGAGCAGGAGCAGCAUGGACAGCUCCUACACCUCUGGGAAGCUUCAGGAGGCUGCAAGAAGGCUGCCUCACCCACCCAUCCAGCACCAGAUCUCCACACCCAUCAUGGCCCUGUCUGGGGCCUGCCUGGGAGAGCCAAGGAUGCUGUCUCCCACUUCCACCUUGGCUCCAGCUCUGAUACCAGGUCCUGUCCCGGUUCUGGCCCCAGUCCCUGCCCUAGCACCAGUCCCAAUACUCCCCCAAAGCCCCAGCUUACUCACCUUCAUCUGUCCCUGGGAGAAUGCAGAACUGCCAGUCAGGAAAGAAAACGUGGCUCAAGGCCCCGCAGGGCCAGAUCGAGGCAACCACUCCCCUGCCCCAGCUAGGGCCAGGCUCUGGAGGGCCCUCUCUGUUGCUGUAGAGAAAAGGGGUGCUGGGGAGAAUGGGAUGGACAUGGAGGACAGGCGUCUCCAGCGGGAAGCUGAUGAUGUGGAUGAGGACAGGUCCAAGAUCUUCUCUAAAUCCCAAAGCCUCAAGACCCCUGUUCAGCAGGGUUCUGUGCGCAGCCUGGGACUGGCUAUCAAAGCUUUGACCCGUUCUCGGAGCACACACAGAGAAAAGGAGAGUGGGGAAGGGAGUUCUGAGAUGGAGAAGGGUGGGGCUUCAGGAGAGGGUGUGGGGGCAUGCCCCAGAUCCCCCAGGCUAGGCGGGCGCAAGGCGGUGAGUAAGCAGGCUGCCCUAGCCCCCUGUGAAGAUGAGGAGUCCCUCCAGAACCAACAGAACGCACACACCAGCAGAAUGCUCCAUGUCUGUUACCAAGAGGGCAGCAGGGAACAAGACAGAGCCAAGAGGACAUUCCAGGGUCAAGGGGAGGGGGAGGUCGAGAGAGCAGGUAAAACAGGGCCUGCCCCACUGAGGCAAGUCAGGCAGGGCACAGUUGGGGAUAAAAAUACUGAGCAAGCAAAAGAAGCCCUUGCAGGGAGGCAGGAACUGCUCAAAGCUGGCCUCCAGCACCUGGUCAGUGCUGACUGCAGGGUGGCAGAGGUAUGCCCCUGGGAAGUCCCUAAGUCAGAAACAAGUCUGCCUGACAGCAACAAGGCUGAAAUCUGCCCCUGGGAGGUAAGUGAAGGAGGUCCCGAGAGGGGAGCAUUAAGGCAAGAUCUAGAUGACUCCCAGGAAGAGAGGGGGGAAGCUCCAGAAGAAUCAGAGCCCAAAGAUGUGGCUGCCCUUGCUUGGAAAAAGCCAGAGAAACUGGUCAGGGGGCAGGAGGCAGUGUGUCUCUGGGAGAAUGCCAAUCCCAGGGAUCUGUCCCCUCAGGACUCUGAGAGAAUCAAGGGCAGAUCUGAGGCAGGGGGAAGUAUGGAGGCUAGAGAGGUGGAGAAGUGUCCGCAGAAAGUCACAGGCCCAGAAGCAUGUACACCUGACAUUGCCAAGGCAGAGCUCUGUCCCUGGGAGGCAACUGAAGGAGGAGAGAAUGAGAAACUGUUCCAGGAGGGAGUCAAGAAGCUCCCCCAGGAAAAGCAGAAAAACCACAAGAAAGCAACUUCCUGGAAAGAACAGAAAUUGGGCAGAGACUUGGAGUCUCUUUGUUCAUGGGAGAGGACUGAUUUCCGCGGCCCCUUAGCAAUCUCUACCGAGGCCCCAGGAACCCCGGAGUGCUUGGGGAGCCUUGCGGAGGUGUGUCCACGGGAGGCAGGAGAGGCUUCUGCUAUCAGGAAAACAGAGAUCUGUCCCUGGGAGCUGGGUAAUGAGGUGGUGGGGAAGGAAAUGCUGAGUCAGGGGGCCAGUGGAGAAUCUGUCCAAGAGGGUCAAACCUUCAGGAAAGGGCUCUUUGGAGAGAUGGGCGAACAAACUGGGAAAGCAGUGCAGGCAUCUAGUCCACAGCAGGAGUCAGUGUGUCCCUGGGAGAGCACAGCCCCUGGGCACUCCAGCCCGUAUCUGGACAAUUCCUCAUCCAGAGCUGGUGGCCAACUCCUCAGCAACGGAGGAAGCAGAGCUAUGCAGGUGUAUCCACGGGAAAACCUCAGGCCAGAGGUAAAGGCAGUAACACCUGCUAAGGCAGAAAUUUGUCCCUGGGAAGUAAAUGAAACAGAGGACUGGACAUCAGGACAGGCACCCAAAGGAAGAGGCUCUCAAAAAGACAUGGAGAGAAUGCCUGAAACAUCAGGGAUCAAAGAUGUCACAGCUUGGGAGAAACCUGAGGGACAGCUCCAAAAGCUGGCAGCAGUCUGUCCUUGGGAGAGUGUGGAACCUGGGAGCUUCCCCCAACAACCAGGUCCUCAAGACACAGACAGAUCCAAAGCCAGUUUCCAGGUGUCAGGCAGUAUGCGAAGCCAAACUGCCACAAUCUGUCCAUGGGACGUGGAGGAUACCAUAUCUGCUAAGAAGGAAGAGAUUUGUCCCUGGGAGGUGAGUGCUGGAGCAGGGGAGGAACAAACUUUGGGAACUGAGGCCAUUAGGAAAUUGCCAAACAUUACAGGAAAGGAUUCUGUAGAUCCUAGACCCAGCAAGAUAGCUGUUACUGCUCCAAAGAAGCCAGAGAGGCCAGGCCAGGAGAGGGAGGUGGCCUGUCCCUGGGAGAGCACAGAUCCAGGGGGCUCCUCUCAGCAUUCAGACACUGUAGAUACUGACAGACCGAAAACUGGAUUCAAGGAACUGGACCAUGUAGGCUGCAGGCCAGCUGAGGUGUGUCCCUGGGAAGUGGAGGAAGCGUGUAUCAGUGAAAAAGCCAAGAUCUGCCCCUGGGAGGUGAAUGAAGGAGCUACAGGGAAGGGACAGGAACAAGAGAUGGGGAGUGAUUCAGCAGGGCAGAGGGACAAAACCCCAGAAAGAGGGAGAUUUACCCCCCUGGAAGACAUAUCAAAAGGGAAGACAAAACUGAGUCAAGAGCAGGAAACUACUUGUCCUUGGGAGAAGGACUUGAGGGAACCCUCUGCUCAGGUCCCUAGGAUCUCAGGCUCAUCCAGCAGCAUGAAUAACAAAGUGGCAGAAGUCACCUUGGAAGUCAAUGAUGAGGUGCCAGAGAAAGGGGACCUGAUACAAGACCCAAAAGUGGGUUCCCUCCAAGAACACAUAACCCAAGAAAAAGCUCCAUCUUCAAAGGCAGAAAUCACUACUGAAGAAGGGGGGAAAGCAAACGAGCUACAGUCUAUCUGUCCAUGGGAGAGCAUGGCCCUGGCAGUCUCUUCCUCUCAUCCUAAAAGUCAGUGCCCCGACCAACUCAAAGCUGGCUCUCAGAGACUGGUCAGCAAUGGAAGCAGGCAUGCUGAGGUGUGCCCAUGGGAUACUCCUGCCCCAGAUGCUCAUCAGCCUGACAGCAGCAUCAAAGCGGAAGUCUGUCCCUGGGAGGUGACUGAAAGAAUCCCUGAAGGAGUGUCAAUACAGAAUAGAAAAGGGGAACCUCAAGAGGAGGAGGGGAAAGCCCCAGAAAAACCAGAGUCCAAAACUGGGGCAGUUCAGGGAAAGCCAGAGAAGGCAGAUGGUAAGCAAGAGGCCGUGUGUCCCCAGGAGGGUCAAGAUAGUGGAGGUCUGUCUCCACAACCAGCCCCACAGGCUUCUGACAGAAGCAAAGGCACUUGUGAGGCAGCAGGCAAUGCGGAGGCCAGGGUAGUAGAAGUGUGUCCGUGGAAAGCGGCAGAGGUUUCCUCUGCCAAGAGAGCAGAAAUCUGCCCUUGGGAGAUGUGUAAAAGAGCAGCAGAGGAAGCGGGGCCAGAACAGGAGGUGGACAGAGACCUCCAAGGGCAAGGAGAGCUGUUCCUUCAAAAGGCAGGGUCUGGAGGGAAUGAAGAACACUUGUCAAAGGCAGCAGGAAAAGGCAGCAGAGAUCAGGAGACAGUCUGCCCCUGGGAAGGCACGGGUUCAGGGGGGCUCUUCCCCCAGCUUGAUGCUUUGGACACUGACCAAGCCAAAGUCAGUCCCCACGGACCAAGUAGUGUGGGGAGCAGGAUGGCAGAGCUGUGUCAAUGGGAAGUCACAGAUCCAGAAGGAAAUAAAAUUAAGGGCACCAUGGCAGACAUCUGUCCUUGGGAGGAAACUGGAGCCCUAUCUAAGGAAUCUGGCCUCCUGGCUUUAAGAGCAAGUGAGACAGAAAUAUUUUUUCCCAGAGUCCCUGAGAACCCACCAUGCCUUUUGGUCCAGAGACCUCUGGGUGGCUUCCUUCCAGAAAGCAAAUGCCCCCGCCCCAAGGUGAGCAAGCCAGGCAGUUCUUUUACUCUGGAAAGACCUUCAGGACUUGGGCCAAGUCUCCAAGAAGCUGAGGCUCAGAAUUCUUCCCUAACUGAAGACCAAGGAGAAGUGGCUUCCAAAGCUCCACAUGAAGAAUGUGCCCCUCCAACUGUUUAUCCUUGGGACUGGGAGUAACAAUUCCCAGUUUCAACUCAGGUGAGGUCAAACAUUGGGGGGCUGGCUUUCAGGAGCUAAGGUCCUUUCCAAGUCCUAGGUGCUCCCAAAGAACUGAAACAAAGACACUUGACCACUCCUCUCCAGGAAGGCCAGAAGUCAACUCACUCAAAGACAAACUGUACAUGAAGAGUGCAGCUCGAACCCCAACAGGAAGUAGUACCCUCUCUUUACUUCCAAUUCUUCCUGCUGUAGGGAACAAAGGCCAGACCCUCUGCUUCUAAUGAAUCCUCCUCUCCAGCUAGAGUACUCAACAUAAGCCGUCUCUGUCUACUCACUUGAAAAGCCAAUGUUAAGGAUGAAAGGAAGUCAGCAGUGCCCUGCCCACAUUUUCUCAUGGGGAGACCCUAUUCUUCUCUGAAGUCUACAAAGGACUUUUUUUUUUUUUUUUAGAAGAAACUAAACCACACAAGGCACUGGCUACAUAGGGACUGAGGGUCACAGAAGGCUGUACAGGUCACCAUAGGAAGCUUAAGAAGCCACUUAAUUCAAAUUAAAAGAGGAAAAACCUAAAUGGUUCAAAAGGGGUGCCUGAAAUACUUUAAGACCUUGUCAUUUUGACUUUGGAUCUCCAGUUUCUGAUUAAUUGAUCCUCAGACCUGCCUUGCUUGACUGCUGAAGCGGAGCCAACCAAGCAUCUUACAUCCGUAUCAUCUGGCACCCAAAGCAGUAUCAGAGACAGAGCAGAGGAGGAAAGGCAAUAACUCCGGGUCCUCCCCACGCUGGCCAAGGUCCAGUUCUCCUUUCCAGACACCCUGUCUCCCAGCUUAAGCAGUGUGCCUCUUGCUAG
Messenger RNA from Miniopterus natalensis, 7894 nucleotides. It is a transcript of the gene GPR179, whose product is annotated as G protein-coupled receptor 179. Gene Ontology annotation, cellular component: membrane. The record is from RefSeq and is a predicted model, not a curated record. Gene Ontology annotation, molecular function: G protein-coupled receptor activity. Gene Ontology annotation, biological process: G protein-coupled receptor signaling pathway. NCBI's taxonomy places the organism in Eukaryota, Metazoa, Chordata, Mammalia, Chiroptera, Miniopteridae.